Messenger RNA from Mauremys reevesii (Reeves's turtle), 2766 nucleotides. Its product is annotated as probable glutamate receptor. The record is from RefSeq and is a predicted model, not a curated record. Gene Ontology annotation, biological process: synaptic transmission, glutamatergic; modulation of chemical synaptic transmission; monoatomic ion transport. Gene Ontology annotation, cellular component: dendritic spine; plasma membrane; AMPA glutamate receptor complex. Gene Ontology annotation, molecular function: transmitter-gated monoatomic ion channel activity involved in regulation of postsynaptic membrane potential; AMPA glutamate receptor activity. The transcript has 11 exons. Lineage: Eukaryota; Metazoa; Chordata; Testudines; Geoemydidae. The coding region runs from base 301 to 1758 and encodes 485 amino acids.
CACUAGGGCAAUAGCUGCGGGAGCUUUGUAAGUCUGUCCAGCACCAAGACCUGCUGGAACCCUCUUGGCUGCCAAGCUGACAGUCGCUCUGGACUGGACCCUGAGUAGUGCUAAGUGCCUCUGUUAAUGGGAACUGAAGCCACUCAGCACCUCCCUGGAUCCAGCCCUCUCUCAAGAUCUGACCUGUGUGAACUGGCCCAUGAGUCCUGAGCCCAGCAUUCAAACACGAGGAGCUGCUGCCUGGUUGUCCAGUUGAAAAAGGAGCAGGGCUCCCUCUGAGCACCAGCUGUUUCCGCCCUAAUGGAGGAAGCUUUUCGCUUGGCUUUGUGUGUGAUGAUGGGUCUGCUGCUCCUGCGGGGAUCGCGCCUGGCAGGAGCUAUCGAGACUGGAAAUGCUGUCAGUAAGGGCAGCGAUGAGGAAGGAAAAGGGGCAACGGAUCCGCAGACGCUGACUGUCACAACAAUCCUGCUAGACCCCUAUGCGAUGGCAAGAGGCACAGAGCUGGAGGGCUACUGCCUAGAUCUGCUGGAUGCACUCGCCAAGAUGCUGCACUUCAACUACAAGGUGACGAUAGUGAAAGAUGGCCGCUACGGGGCGGUCUCCUCCGGCGGGAACUGGACCGGGAUGGUUGGCGAGAUCGUCAGACAGGAAGCAGACCUCGCUGUGGCUCCCUUGACGAUCACGUCAGCGAGGGACGAGGUGAUUUCCUUCACCAUGCCAUUCCUGGCCACGGGGAUUGGGAUCCUGCUCAGGAAGGAGGCUGCCUCCCAGGGUGCCUCUCUCUUCGGCUUCCUCGCUCCCUUCAGUAAGGAGACCUGGACUGGCGUGAUGGUUGCUUACCUGCUGACCUGCCUCUGCCUGUUUCUUGCAGCCAGGCUGAGCCCCUGUGAAUGGAAGGAGCCCAAGAGUGAGGAGAACCACUUCACCUUUCUGAACAGCCUCUGGUUUGGAGCGGGAGCUCUUACCCUGCAAGGUGCAGCACCUCAUCCCAAAGCACUGUCCGGGCGAAUCAUUGCUGCCAUCUGGUGGCUCUUCACCAUCUCUCUGCUGGCUGCCUACAUUGCCAAUUCCACCGCCUUGCUGCGCUCUGGGAACGAGCCGCUCCCGAUCCAGACUUUUGAAGAUCUCGUGAAGCAGAGAGAGAUCGAGUUUGGGACAAUAGAAGGUUCCUCCACGUUUCAGUUCUUCAAGAACUCCAGGAAUCCCAUCCAUCAGAUGAUCUACGAGUACAUGGACAAGAGGAGAGACUACGUUUUAGUCAAAAACUACCACGAGGCAGUUCAGCGUGUGCUGGAAUCGAAUUACGCCUUCAUCGGGGAAUCCAUAACCCAAGACCUUCUCGCGGCCAGGCACUGCAAUUUGAUCAGGGCCCCCGAGGUCGUUGGAGCGAGGGGAUUCGGCAUCGCUACAGCAAAGGGAUCACCAUGGGCCAAUAAACUCUCCCUUGCUGUCCUGAAACUGGGCGAAUCAGGCAACCUGGACUACCUGCGUAACAAGUGGUGGGAGACCACCUGUUUCCAUAAGGGCCCAGACACAUGGAGUCCUCUGAAACCCCAAGCCAUGGGUGGACUUUUCCUGGUUCUUGCGAUCGGCCUCGCACUGGGAGUGAUUGUGGCUUUGGUGGAGUUGUCAAACAGGAGCCGACGUGCUGCUGAACGGGAGAAGAAAUCUUGCUGCUCUGUUCUCAUCGAGGAGAUGAGUCAUCGGUUCAGAAUAAAAGAAGGUGCAAGAGAGAAUCCAGAAAAGGUUAAACCAUAAGAAGCUCUUUGGGGAAUGGAGUCUCAGUAUUAAUCAAUUUCUUUCCUACUGUGUGUAUUCACUAGUAGCUGUUUCUCUGCACUGGCACUAUCUCUCUGUACGCCUAGAGUGUAGCUUCCCUAGCACUAGGAAAGGUCAGUCUCUGUAACGAUUGAACCGCAUGCAGAGAACUACAUAGCUCAGAGGACUGAUUCCAGAUCCUAGCCGCUCUAGAGUGCUAAAUUCAGUCUAGCGCUGAUGACUGAAGAUGUCAGCAUCUGAUGGCUGUUGGGUGGCCUACGUAAAACCAUCCCAGCUCAAAGGUUGAGGACUGAGCAAACGUGGCGAGUGAGCACCUCAUUCAUACAAGGUUCUGUCUACACUGGACUUGUCGGUGUGGCUGCAGCACCUAACAGUAGCAGCGAAGCCUUAGCAGCACGAGCCGGAUAGUGCCCCCCGCUGCUGGGUAUGUUUUGAAGCAAUUAGCCCAUGUUGCCACAGCUUCACUUCUCUUGUUAUUUGAACUAGCUUGGGUAUGUCUGUGCGCCACAGUCACACCUGACUGCCGUGUAGACAUACCCUUAGCAUAUGGCGGCUCUGCAGCUGGGGACGUGACUGGCAGCUUGUGUAGGGUAAGCUAGCUCGAGUACCAGCUAGCACAGGUCUGUCUACAGGCUGGGCCAGGCCUGCCCUCGGCUGCAGGGUAGAUGUACCUUUAGAAGUGGACCCUGCAGCUCGGAGUUGAGGCACAUAAGCAACAGCCGCUGAUGCGUCUCUGCACUGUCCCCUGGGCUGUACCUGCUCUGUGACGAAGCAGAGGAUUGUGGCUGUCAAGCCAGCAACUUCCAUCAGUGGUAAUUGCUCAAAACUGGAGCUGCAAGUGAAGGGGGAUCAGUGUGAAUAUUCUAGAACCAAGCAUAGGAGACUAGAAUGAGACUUUAAGAGCAGCAUAAGAUAGAAUGAGCAGCAUUGGGUGGGGGGAAGGAUAGCUCAGUGGUUUGAGCAUUGGCCUGCUAAACCCAGUGUUGU